UGUGAUAUCCGAUGAAAACUAGGUAAACAGGCCUAGUUGCCAUUUUGCUUUUCGCGAGGGAGGAGUUUCCCCUCGUAACAUGACAGACUCUAAAACUAUGCCAUCAUCGGAUUCUUACAAAGGUUGGCUGUAUAAAUGGACGAACUACAUCAAGGGCUACCAAAAGAGGUGGUUUGUCCUCCAGAAUGGUUUGCUGUCGUACUACAGGAAUCAGGCGGAAAUGGCCCACACAUGUAGAGGAACCAUAAAUUUAGCCAAUGCCUUCAUCCACACAGAAGACUCGUGUAGUUUUGUCAUAUCCAAUGGUGGUACUCAAACAUAUCACCUUAAAGCAAGUUCUGAGGUGGAGAGACAGAAAUGGGUGACAGCAUUAGAACUGGCCAAAGCAAAGGCGAUAAGAAUGAUGGAAUCUGGCAUAUCUGAAGAUGGAGAUUAUGUUGUUUUCAAUUUUUACAAAGAAAAAACAGAUUCUGAAGAAGAUGAAGAUCUGAUUAGCCAGCCAGAUAAAGAUGAACUACAGAAUACAUUACGAACUCUGGGUGCCAAGCUGGAGGACCUGAACACGUGCAAUGAUUUAAUAGUCAAACAUGGUGCCGCCUUGCAGAAGUCUCUGAGUGAGCUAGAACAACUAGACAACUCAACAGACACUGCAACAAGGAUAAAGUCAGUCAACGAAAGAGCAACUCUCUUCAGAAUCACGUCAAGUGCAAUGAUAAAUGCUUGUUCAGACUUCUUGGACUUAGCUCAGACACAAGGCAAAAGGUGGCAACGACUGCUCCAGCAUGAACAUGAGCAGAGGGUUCGUCUCGAGGACAUGGUGGAGCAGAUUGCCAAACAGCAGCAGAACUUAGAGAAGCAGGCCAGGAAAUCUCUGGCUGCUGCAAACCUCCACAGCAAAAUAGACACAAACGACACAGAGCCCAAAGUAGAAGGAAGUGAAGAAGAGGAAGAUGAUUUCUUUGAUGCAUUAGAUAUACAACAUACGGAAUAUCAAGUUGCACUUCCCCACAAACCAUCAAUGCACAAAGGUCUGAGGCGUGUUGGCAGUGAUGUCAGCCAGAUUAGUUUGGACAGUCUUGGUGCUGGCUACCAGAGGCAGGAUUACGACUCCUCAGAAUCUGAUGCCGAGGGUGACAAUGAAGCAAGGGUGAUUGCCACUGCCAGAAAACAGUCCAAAACUAAAAUGGGUCAGCCAGGCACACCUGUCCGAACUCGCCGUGCCAAUUCUUUGAGGAAACGUCGAAGUGCUAUUUUAGAGCGACCUAAUCAUACUCUGAACUUAUGGGGCAUUAUGAAGAACUGCAUUGGCCGAGAUCUCUCCAAGAUUCCCAUGCCAGUGAAUUUCAGUGAACCCCUGUCUAUGCUGCAAAGAUUAACUGAAGAGUUUGAGUACAGUGAAAUCUUGGAUACUGCAGCUGCAUGUGAAGACUCGUGUGAACAACUGGCUUAUGUGGCAGCCUUCACCAUAUCUGCCUAUGCAACCACUAGCUUCAGAACAGGCAAGCCAUUCAACCCACUGCUGGGGGAAACUUAUGAAUGUGAUCGAAGGGAUGACUAUGGUUGGAGAGUCAUUAGUGAACAGGUUAGCCAUCAUCCUCCUACUGCAGCCAUGUAUGCUGAGGGCAGAGACUGGGCCUUGUGGCAGGAGUUUACCAUGUCUAGCAAAUUUAGAGGCAAAUACUUGGCCAUCACACCAUUAGGUAUUGCUCAUCUUAGAUUUAAUAAAUCUGGAAAUCACUAUACGUGGAGGAAAGUGACCACCACAGUUCACAAUAUCAUAGUGGGCAAGCUUUGGGUAGACAACCAUGGGGAGAUGGACAUUGUGAACCACACUAAUGGAGACUUGUGUCAUUUGAAGUAUUCUCAGUAUAGCUAUUUUUCUAGAGAAACUCCCAGAAAGGUAACAGGGGUAGUGGCAGACAGGAAUGGGCAGACUAACUGGGUGCUAACAGGAAUGUGGGAUGAAAAGAUUGAAGGUGCCAAAGUUUUAAGCUGUACAACAUCUAGUAAGGGCAAACCAGUAUUUGAAUCGGGUCCCUCAAAGGUGCUGUGGAAGAAAAAUCCAAUACCCCCUGGCAAUGAAAAGAUGUAUAACUUUACACAAUUGGCUGUUGAGCUAAAUGAAAUGGAGCCUGGCGUGGCACCAACAGACAGCAGACUAAGGCCAGAUCAGAGGUCUAUGGAAAACCAAGAUUGGGACGGUGCUAAUAAGGAAAAACUCAAAUUAGAAGAAAAACAAAGACUGGCCAGGAAAAGAAGGGAAGCAGAGGCAGAGCAGGCUGCUUCAGAAGGUCGGGAGUAUGUUCCCUAUGAACCUGCUUGGUUCAAAAAGACAAAAGAUCAGCAGACUGGAAAUUUAAUUCAUAUGUAUACACAUGAAUAUUGGGAAGCCAAAGAAAAACAAGACUGGGGAAGAUGUUUAGAUAUCUAUCUAUAAGACCAUUGUAUAUAGAUGUAUAUUCACAACAAUGCAUCAGAUGUUAAAACAAUGGCCUAUUUAGUCAGUAAUGUUGAACUGAUAAAUACCUGAUGCAUCCAUAUGAAAAACCACUGGGUUUUAUAGUACAUAGAAUUGGUUUUUCAUAGGAGGUAAUCAACUUAUCACAUAUUGAAAAAAUGGUGCUGGAGACAUUUCUCAUUUUUAAAGUGAAAGAAUGAUUCACUAUCUACUUAUAAUUUAAAUUUCAAUGAAAUUAAUAGAGGUAUGUAUAAGAAUCCAGUUGUCGUGAAUAAGCUAUGGAAAUUUGUUUUUUCAUUUGUUUAUCACUACUUUAAAAGGAAAAGAAACUACUCCCAGUCCUUCCAACUGCUGAGAUGAACAAACAUUGUCAAAACAAUGGGCCUGUAUAUGCCAUAAAGAUAUAAAUGAAAUGUAUAUUGUUACUGCGGUCAGUGGUGUGAGGGAAAAGGGAUACUCGUAUUGCCAUCCUCCAGACAGUCUGUCAGGUUAAGGAAAUGUAGGCUUUUCUCAAACUGCUGCUUAAAUUUUUAAGUCAUCUUGUCCCAAAGAAAUGCCAAACAAUUAUUUAUCUGUGGACAAGCUUGUGUAUGCUGUACAUUAAUAUGCAUGGGGGUAAUUUGUGGGGAAAAUUUGUGUCCCAAAUGAGCAUUUAUGUUUACCUGCCUGGGUUGAGAGUAAUCUGUCCUGGUUGUUGUUAAUCUUUGCAGGAAAAAAAUAAUGAAAAGUCAAUUCUUCUCCAUGGCUGUAAUUAAUGCAUUUCAGUGUUGAGAAAUUUGGUAAUUUAUUGUUUUCAAGAUGCAUUUGAAAACGAAUUUUUUCCAACUGCUCAAAACAUUUGUGAGGUAAAGUAUAGGUUGACACAAGCAUGGAGUAGAUAAUAGACUGGAACCUUUGCUCACUUGUAAAUAACCUGAGGCACUUGCACAGUGCUUGUGCAAACUAGAUACAUAGUGGUGGGGAUGCACUUUUGACGAUAUUUAAGUGAGGAUCAUAGGGUGUGCACACUGGGGUUAAAGUUGCGCAUGUUGUUAAUUUCCAUAAGUACUCUAGUUGAUUUGACAAUUGUUACAACUGCACAUGCGCAAAUUAGGUGGGUAUAGUUUUGGUGCACUUCAGACUUAAAAUAAAUGGAAGGGUAUUGGUAGUGCUAGUAUAUUAACAUAACUUGUCAUAUUUGAAAUGCCCAAAAUCUAUACUUUGGUGUAAGCAAUGUGUUGUUAAGUAUUUGUAAACAAUUAGCUGUUACGAAUAGUUUGGUUUAACAAACAUGUAGAUAUUGGAGUUAAUGAAUCUGUGAUAUAACACAGUAAUCUAAUCAUGUAAAGUCUGCAUUGAGUGCUUUAGGUAUGCAUUCCCAAAAUUUAUUACAUUAUAUAAUGCAUAUGUGGUACCAUGUAUGGAUUGAAAAUAAAUUGCAACUUUUCCAAAAUAAUUUUAGCACGUUGAUUCUCAGGUUCAAGUGCUGUAUUUGUGGUAUGUAGGACAAUGUAUAGUUACACUAAAGUUCAGAGAGACAAAUCCACCUCUUAAACUGCCAGUCUGACAUACCUGAAAAUGGGACAAUGUGACAACCCAUUUUCAGCGGAGUCUUGUUGUAUGGAAAGAGGGGGGGGGUCAAUAAUUGAAAGAUUUCAGAUUAAACUAUAAAAUGCAACAACUGAACUAGAAAACAAAAUGGUUAAAGUUCUGCUUCACAAAGAAUCUAAUAAACAUAAAGCUGUAUAAAA
This is a messenger RNA of Lingula anatina, 4188 nucleotides long. Its product is annotated as oxysterol-binding protein 1. The record is from RefSeq and is a predicted model, not a curated record. Gene Ontology annotation, cellular component: plasma membrane; cytosol; perinuclear endoplasmic reticulum. NCBI's taxonomy places the organism in Eukaryota, Metazoa, Brachiopoda, Lingulata, Lingulida, Lingulidae. Gene Ontology annotation, molecular function: sterol binding.